AUGGAAGAGCAAGCUGAAAUGGUGGGAAGGGCAUUUGUGGAUCACUACUACCAGUUAUUCGACAAUGAUCGGGCCUCUCUCUGCUCUCUCUACCAACCAACCUCCAUCCUCACAUUUGAGGGGCAAAUCAUACAAGGGGUUGAUGACAUUUCUCGUAAGCUAAAUCAGUUGCCAUUCGACCAGUGCCACCAUCUGAUUAGCACCAUUGAUUCUCAGCCAUCGGCUUUUGCUGGCGGCAUCAUUGUCUUUGUCAGUGGCAGCCUCCAACUGCAAGGAGAGGACCACCCACUAAGGUUUAGUCAGAUGUUUCACUUGAUUCCCAAACUUCAAGGAGCUUUUUUUGUGCAGAAUGACAUAUUCCGCCUCAACUAUGGUUGAAACCAUUGUAUUUUCGGCAACAUUGUUUGUUGUAUUAAUGAUAUAUCAUCUAUCAUCCUUGUCGAGGUUAACGGUGGCCAUUAAUCACCCCCAUUGUUAGACUUUAAGAUCACAAGUUCAAAACUUAUCAUUCCUCUCCUUAAUCAUUCUUGUCUCCUAGAAAUAAUUAUUGGCAUCACCUUUUAUUUAUGUGUUAUUUCUCAUCUCAUUAUUGUCAUCCUUGG
Molecule: messenger RNA, 602 nt
Organism: Ilex paraguariensis (yerba mate)
Lineage: Eukaryota; Viridiplantae; Streptophyta; Magnoliopsida; Aquifoliales; Aquifoliaceae
Source: the annotation of a GenBank genome assembly